Orbicella faveolata is the source of this 2515-nucleotide messenger RNA. RefSeq lists its product as uncharacterized. Lineage: Eukaryota; Metazoa; Cnidaria; Anthozoa; Scleractinia; Merulinidae. The record is from RefSeq and is a predicted model, not a curated record. Gene Ontology annotation, molecular function: carbohydrate binding.
GGGAAGCAUACACCCAACACUCGGUUCUUGGUUGGACCUAUAAACAUACAUGUUUUAUUCAAGAUACAAAAAAAAAAGAGAAAUAAUACAAGAGAUGGAUAUAAUAUACACCAAUAAAGGUCAAGAACUACAGAAGGUAUCUUGAAAGAAAAGUUAAGAGGUCAACCCCAUGUAAAACUCCGUACAAAAUAACUAUAAAGGAAUUAAGAUCCUUUAUUAAACAUUCAAAUCCAAUUUAAGCUUGGAUUAAGAUAACUGAAGGCUGUCAGCUUCCAGAAUGUCUCUUGUAGACGUGGUAAACUUUGAGUUAAAGUAUAGUUUAGAACACUCAACUUCCGUUCUAAUACGUGUUUUGUUUUGAAUUCCGGCUUAAGAUUCAGAUUUGCAAUAUUCUUGAAAGGUGCAAGUUGAUAAGAAGGUAGAACUUUUAUUCGCCGCGGAGUGAAUUAGAGACGGAGCUAAAAUGUACAGUGUCCGCUAAAAUUCCCAGCUGUAGUACUGUCAUUCCAUGAAAAUGCAAAAUCAUUGCACGGAGGCGAUUGACAGUCCAAAAGUUACCGAAGAAUGAACAAUAAUCCUUCGAAUAAACUCGAUAGGAAGGAAAGAUCACUUUUUAGGGAUUAAUUUUGGCAGAUGACGAUAAAUUUCUUUGUCUGCUGUCGCAGAAAAGUCUAAAUUGUUGACACAGAUUUAAGACUGCCACCGAUUUUAAUAUAUAAUUCAUAAAGAGUUAAUUGGAUGCGUCAAUUUGAAUUUCAUGACCGGAAAAACGCAUGAAGGGAUGCUAAUAAGAACAGUAAUGCGACUUUGGAUUCGGUGCCAUCCGUUUCUUGCCAGCUCGGUUGCUUUUGCGCAAAUUUAAACGCGGUAGAGGCAAAACGUGACUAAAAGAAAUUUCUGCUCCACAGCGAGACUACGUCCGAUAACCACUGCCAAAAAAUUAUGUUUGACUGGCGACGUUGCAGUUGGAUUUUCUUGAUAACCGUUACGUUUACCGUCGGUGGAAUUCGUGCUUCGAGAGCAGAUCCUAGACUGGUCCACUCGAAGUACGUCUGUGAGCGUAACGUUAUACACUUGGUCUGCAGCCCAACAACUGUUCUUGAGAUUCAAGCGGCAGACUUCGGCGAGUCCGCCGCUCUCAUCUGUGGAAAAAGCGAAGAAUCAAAUCAGUUAUGCAGACUGUUAGAAAAAACAGAAAUAGUAAAGACGAGGUGUGAUAACAAACCACAAUGUUACAUCUCGGCAUUGCGUUCCAUAUUUGGUGAUCCUUGUCUGGGGUUAAACAAGCAGACGGAUACGUCAAUCUAUCUUAACGUCAUUUACGCAUGUGUGAAAGCAGCUAACUCUGCGAGAUCUACUGAGAUAACACCAACGCAACCAUCAACUUCAUCAACUGGCAUCUCCAUCACCGAAGAUAACGCCACUAUCAACACCAGUCUUAACACAACAGUAAACACCACUCAACCAAAGUCUACGGGACCGACAAAGAAGACAAAGAAGACGGUUCCCAACAUCCCAUCAAAACAAGAGGGCCCCAAGACACAAAAGGAAAUACCAGUGUUUGAUCCAGCAAAAAGCGUUGACCUGGACGUUAUUUCUGGUACAGCCAGUGGGAUGAGGUCUACUGUUGUGGGAUUUCUCAUUUGGAGUUGCAUUGUUAGUAUGAUCUCGAACUAACAGUGUUUGGGGGUGCUGUGCGCGCGGUUAUUUCGAUACGUUGUUGAAGAACGGCACGGCUCAAGUUUAGGCAAUUUCAGUCUACUUUUUGCUACUCAAAACUUCUCUAAACUUGUUUUCGUAAUAUCUGCAGCCGUUGCAUUCAUUAUACUUACAGCAACGGCGUUUCGCCUAAAUGUUAUUAUAUGUAAUUAAUUACAGAUAUCUUAAUUAGUGCUAUAACAUCUUUUUGACAAAAUAUUUAACUUGAGAACAUAACUGUAAAAUUUUUAAGCAUACGACAGGUUUACGAAAUUUAAGUAAGCCUGAAUUGUUGAAGUCCCCAACGAAUACGCCCGAUUUUGAAAAAUUUGGCUUAAAAAAGUACAUAGAAAGAGAACUAAUUGAUGAUCAACGUCCAGGUUACGCAAACAUCUUGCCAGCUGAAAGUGAUUCUUCUUGUAUUUUCGAUUCCUUCUCUUUGAUUAUUGUCGGGAUUCUGAUUUAAGGUAUCUAUCAGUAGACAAAAAGCUCUUUUUCUUACUACAAAGUGCCGCCACCAUUGAACGGGGUUAUUGUAGAGAACCGUAGAAGCUUUAGUAUGCAUGAUUUCACGACUGUUAAGGAGGUCAAACUGACCCAUUAUCUGAGUUCUGAGGUUAAAAAAAACACAAUAAUAGAUGAAAUCUCUUCUUGCCACCGAAAAAUCUGCAAAGCCUAGAUGUGCUGGAUAACGUGCUAAUAUUACUGUUGGUCUUAAUGGUAUCAAACAUACUUGAUUUGCAGCCAAUGGGUGUAAAGCAUCUGUGUGGUAGGUCGAGGGAAUAAUAAAUGUAAGAAGCUCUAAAGCAUGAGUAGA